AUAACUCUCGCCUCCAGGCUUCUACAACGAAAGAAAACACAGCACCUUCGUUUUUAAAACUCUCUCUCUCUCUGGAUCACUAAAGCUGCGUCUCUUGAAACCCUAAUUUCUCUCCCUUUCUCUAAUCUGAAACCCUAACUCUAAGAAAUCCCCGAACUGCCCUCUCCGCCACUAGCAUUCUUGAAAAAAGUUCAAAUCUUUCUACCUCCAACACUCGAUUUCUACCCGAAUGGACUCAGUGAGUCACCGCUCAAUUAACUGAACUCAGCGAGUCACACUUUUGGUCCCUUGUUUUUACUGGCGGUGGGUUUUGUUAGGAAUGUGAAAAAAUGGAAGGAAAUAAUGGGAAUUCUAGUGAAAAUAGUAGUAGACCACCGAUACCUCUCUCUGCUUCUACCACUACGACGUCGUGCAGACAGUGUUUUAGCAUUGAUCGUGUGCCUGUUAACUGUAAGAAGACUCUGGUUCGUCACAAGUCUCUUGUGAAGACAAAGACGUUGGAUAUCUCUGUUAAACCUCAGCUUGGUGCAGAAAAUCAUGAUGCGGAUUUCAUUCCAAUUAUCCGUUCUGGUGCAUGGGCGGAUAUUGGCUUUCGCUCAAGUAUGGAAGAUGUGUUUUUAUGUGCUGACAAUUUUAUGAGUGAUUAUGGACUCAAGAAUGCUAUUGAUGGGCCCAAUUCCUUUUAUGGGGUGUUUGAUGGACAUGGAGGAAAGCAUGCUGCUGACUUUGCAAGCUACCAUUUGCCAAGAUUCAUUGCUGAGGAUGAAGACUUCCCCAUGGAGGUUGAGAGGGUUGUUGCUUCUGCAUUUCUGCAAACCGACUCUGCUUUUGAGAAGGCUUGCUCCCUGGAUGCAGCCCUUGCUUCUGGAACCACUGCACUAGCAGCUCUUGUUGUUGGGAGGUUGUUAGUUGUGGCAAAUGCUGGAGAUUGUCGGGCAGUUCUAUGCCGCCGUGGCAAUGCCAUUGACAUGUCUAAUGAUCAUAAACCAAUGUGCAGCAAAGAAAGGAAGCGCAUCGAGGCAUCUGGGGGCUACAUUUAUGAUGGUUAUCUCAAUGGACUACUCAAUGUGGCUCGUGCUUUGGGAGACUGGCACAUGGAAGGACUGAAAGGUAAUGGCAGUGAUGGUGGACCACUAAGUGCAGAGCCUGAGCUUAUGACUAGGCAAUUGACUGAGGAAGAUGAAUUCCUCAUUAUAGGCUGUGAUGGGAUUUGGGAUGUGUUCAGGAGCCAAAAUGCUGUGGAUUUUGCUAGGCGGAGGCUUCAAGAGCACAAUGACCCAGUCAUGUGUAGCAAAGAUCUAGUUGAUGAAGCCUUGAAGAGGAAGAGUGGGGAUAAUUUAGCUGUUAUCGUGGUUUGCUUCCAGUCUGAGCCUCCCCGAAACUUGGUUGCCCCACGUCCAAGGGUGCACAGGAGCAUAUCUGCCGAGGGUUUGAGGGAGUUGCAGAGCUUCUUGGAUGACUUGGCAAAAUGAGGCAGUAACAUGUUCCUUCUCUUUCUUUCCUUCUUUUUCUAAUUUAGAGUUUUAGCUGUAGUUCUAGAUAUUGAGAGAAUUGAGUUCCAAUUGUAACAUAUGCGGCGGUUUGUUGCUCGGUUAGAAGUUCAUCUUGGCGGUUUGUUGCUCGGUUAGAAGUUCAUCUUGUUUCAGCCUUUUGUUUGGCCUGAUCUAGACAGUUAAUUUUUUGUGAAGAUGGUUUGUUGUGCGGUAUUAAACUUGUUCAUCAAUACUUGGAGCAUUUACUAGAGUGUUGUGGUUUGGGUGUUUGAUUUUGUUAUAA
Messenger RNA from Populus trichocarpa (black cottonwood), 1776 nucleotides. RefSeq names its product probable protein phosphatase 2C 22. The coding region runs from base 330 to 1472 and encodes 380 amino acids. Gene Ontology annotation, molecular function: cation binding; protein serine/threonine phosphatase activity. Lineage: Eukaryota; Viridiplantae; Streptophyta; Magnoliopsida; Malpighiales; Salicaceae. The transcript is spliced from 4 exons. Gene Ontology annotation, biological process: protein dephosphorylation. The record is from RefSeq and is a predicted model, not a curated record.